ACUGAACACCGACCAGAGAACAACUUCGGUCCCAACACAGAAUUGUGAAAGAAAAACUCAGACCUCACCUUUUAAGAGAGGAAACAAAACUGAGUUACCAACACUACUGACAUUUUGCAAGGAACAAUGAAUCUGAACGAAGAAGCCAAAAGGAUUAUGGCUAUUUCCAUUAGUAAGCUGUAUUCCUCGCGCACACAGCGCGGUGGACUGAGACUUCACCGAAGUCUCCUACUCUCUCUGGUCAUGAGAUCGGCACGGGACAUUUACCACUCCGUCCAGGUUCUCAACGAAACCGCGGAGCAACAACACACGGUUCCCUGUGAGCCGCAAGAGACGGUUAUCGAAGAGCCCAUGGACACGUCUACAGACCAGACAGUCCCCGACGUGUCAAUAGAGUCCACUGAGACCGAUCCGACGACUGACGAGGAGGCUGACAUUAAGCCUCCAAAGGCAGAGGACGGUGAGUGGGACAAAGAAAACAGAGACUGGGCUCAGUGCGACCGACAUUCCAGGAAACGGAGAGGCAAGGCAGCUGCCGAGCCUGAAUUCCUCCCGAGUAAGAAAGCCAGAAUGGACACAGAGGACGACAGACGCGUGGGAGUUUUGAGGAGUAGUAACGGGAACUGUUGUCGCUCGGUCGAAAUACUGACUCAAAUUUCUGUUCCAAGUGCUAUCGAGGCGUUCUGAACGCCAGGGGAACUGGUAACCGGGACCUCAACAUGAUCUGUCGAGCUGAAACGGGUCAGGGACGUGACCUAGUUUAUGAACACGGGACAAAGGAGAAGGGCGCAAUGUUACCCCGCUUACUCCCCUUGGGUGACAUGGUACAUGGUACCCUCGUCGCUUCAAACAGUUGAAAAAGUAGUGACACACGGAUAGAGGCCUUUUCGGGCUGAGUGAGCAAUGACCGGUCACUGAGUCAGCGUGCCUGACGCUUAAGAAGAAGUGAGUCAGAACAUGUACAAGGCGGCAGCUGUUCACGCACCUUCGGUCUGUUCGAGCUGCGACCGGCAGACAAAGCCGCGAGUGGGGGAUGGUGUUCUGUCGGGAUUUGCACGGCACUACAAGGAGUCACGCUGGUGUUUUGAUCGCUUGACGGGACCAGAUCACUACCCUACGCAGGGGGGCGCAUUUGUGUCAACCCCUAUGACGUUGACGCCUGCCCAAGGUAAACAAGCAAGCAAGAAAAACAUCAACGCUACAGAUGACCUCUUGACCAACAAGGACUGGUGUUGCAACUGCACUGAUAAUGCCAACAUUCUGUUCGACAUCAUGAAACAAGGUGUCGAAAUUCCUUCCUGUCCUGUUCUUUAUGUUUGUAUGUCAGACUGUUUUUAAAUCAAUUUUCUACAAUGAUUUUUAUAUUUAUAUGGCAAUAAAAUGCAAACAAUUCAA
This is a messenger RNA of Alosa alosa (allis shad), 1395 nucleotides long. It is a transcript of the gene ier2b, whose product is annotated as immediate early response 2b. NCBI's taxonomy places the organism in Eukaryota, Metazoa, Chordata, Actinopteri, Clupeiformes, Clupeidae. The coding region runs from base 127 to 687 and encodes 186 amino acids. The transcript has a single exon. The record is from RefSeq and is a predicted model, not a curated record.